ACGAAGGAGAAUCCAAUCUUUUCCUUUUCCUCCAUUCCCAUUAUAGGUUUUACAGAUGACCCUGGGCCAUCCCACCAGCCAUGUGCAGAGAAGGUCAAUUUAGAAGAAGAGAUAGUAGUGAAAGUAGUAGAGCCAGAAGAAAGCUCAGAGGACAUAGCUGUAGUUCCUCCCAGCCAGGAGCAACUAUCUUUUCUGGGGGUACAGAAUGGAGGUCCCUGUGCAAAAGUAAAAUCCAAGACAAAACCUCAGCCCCAGACAAACCAGAAUGAAAUUACAGAAGAGGAUCUGUUGCACAUCCAGCAGAACCAGCUGCAUGUCAUACAGUCUGGCUUUGAGAGUAUCAACCAUAACCUUCAGCUUCUGCAGCAAGGCAUGCAAGAUCUCAACAACAACCUCAGUGUCAUGGCACAUACAUUAGUGGCUAUCAAGAAUGUCUAUGUGAAAAACAACGCUGGUCCUGCCACCUUUGCUACGGUCACUACUCAGACCAAUGCAGGAUAUCUGAGCCCUGGGUCCCCACUGGUAGAGGACAGAGUCAGAGUGCCAGUGGCUGGAAGUAGUAGCAGAAGCAGUAGCUGCAGCUCCAGCUCCAUGUCACAAGAUCCAGGUCCUUCAGAGUUUCCAAGACCCCCGCACAGAACCAUUAAGAAGGAACAUCCAAAUGGCUGUUACUAUUUCUGUUUUGCAGAUGUAUAAGACCUGAAUAAAUGAACUAGAACUAUGUCUUUUGAGAGGGACGUGUUUGUACCCUGCUCCAGUAAGGCAUCAUGACAGAGCAAUCGUGUGUAUCUGUCCUCUGAUAAAUGCUCCGUAUGAAAGAUCUCCACCAUCUUUCAGCUGCAGAAACUGUAGCAUCAUAGGAGGCAUAACACUAAUGACAAACCCACUCUGGAACCAAUUUUGGUGAAAAGCAGGAUAGAAAUAAAUGCAGUUUUUAGAAUCCA
Molecule: messenger RNA, 944 nt
Organism: Sceloporus undulatus (fence lizard)
Lineage: Eukaryota; Metazoa; Chordata; Lepidosauria; Squamata; Phrynosomatidae
Exons: 1
Source: RefSeq, a predicted model, not a curated record